Messenger RNA from Rhododendron vialii, 1403 nucleotides. Its product is annotated as protein LIFEGUARD 4-like. The transcript is spliced from 3 exons. Lineage: Eukaryota; Viridiplantae; Streptophyta; Magnoliopsida; Ericales; Ericaceae. The record is from RefSeq and is a predicted model, not a curated record. Bases 906 to 1175 code for a protein of 89 amino acids. Gene Ontology annotation, cellular component: membrane.
AAAAUCUCAAUUUUCGUCCGGAUUGUGUAUGAUUCAAAUGAGGCUAUCGAUUUCAUCACUUCAUACUACCUAAUUAAUUCAGGUCUAUCUUCUUUUUCGGUACUUGGAUUUUUAUUCCUUUUUUGCAAUUCUUUUUAUUGCCACCAAAACUAUAAUUUUCCCUUUCUCUAGAUGUACCUUUAUGGAACAUCUCUGAGUGUUUGGAUAAGUGUCCGUAUCGGUGAAUUUGGAAGUCUUAUUGCCCUGUAUUGAUUAGCUGCUGGAUGUUUGCUAUGUUCGGUUCUCUCACGACAGAGCUCGAUAGUGAUAUGAGCAUAGUCGUUAAAAACCUACAAUUCUACAAUUUGUAUUGUCUCCUUCAAAAAAGGAAUCUCUCUAAUGAAGUUGUUAAAAACCUACGAUCCAACAAUUUGAAUUGUCUACAAUUUGAAUUGUCUACAAUUUGAAGUGAAGAUCAAGAUUGGGCUUUGUUGUUGAUUGACAGAAUUUAAAUUGACAAUCUCUAUAACUUUUAUAUGGAAAAAGAGCUGAUGUUUCUUGCCCAAUCAUGGCUGGAUGGAAAUGAGAAUUUUCAAACACAAUUGAUAGGGAUGGCAAUAUGGCACCUAUCAACAUGGCUAAUGGAUGUUUUUUUUGAAACUCAGAACCACAAUGGGAUGAGAUUCUGGAGAUUAUCAAGAUUAGAAUAGUUUUUGGGGUGAAAAUGAAGUGGGGAACGAAUGACUUUUUUUUGGGUAAGUGGGAACGAAUGACUUUAGCAGCAAUGACUUCUUAAGGCAAUAAAGGAAUCUCUCUAAUGGAGUUCGAGGGUAUGCUGUUGAAGUUGCAGGGCUUCGAUCAAGAGACUUUAUUGGUGUGUGUUGUGUAGCAGUGGGUGGGUGUGUGGUGCAUCAGUGAGUGACUGAAUGGGGAGAGUCGUUUUGCUAGCUGGGACUCUAACUAGUAUUGUGGUCAUUUCCUCGACGCUAUACACGUUCUGGGCUGCUAAAAACGGCUGGGACUUCCAUUUCAUGGGGCCGUUUCUCUUCACCUCCCUCUUGGUGCUCAUUGCUGUUGCUCUGAUUCAGGGUACAGAUAAUCUCAUCAAGCGCUUCAACUACAAUGAGUACAUCUGGGCUGCAAUCUCCCUUUAUCUGGACAUUAUCAACCUUUUCCUUGCUUUGCUUCACCGAUAAAUGAAGAGAAGUUAUGAUCAAAUGCUUGUAAAUAUUCCUUGUCCAAUAUAGGAUAGUCUUAGCAUGGAAAUAGUUAGUUGCUUAUCUUUAGAACUGGUUAGGUUCAUGUACAUGGUGCUCAGACACAACAAAUGUAUGUUUAGCAAUUUAUACUCCUACCUGGGUUGGUUUUAUAUGUGCCCUAAUUUCUCCUUGUGGGUAAUGUUCUGUUUUUAUUCCUUUCUGUUG